CCCACUCAGUUGAUCGCGGGCCCUUGCUGGUGACGCACGCGGGGAGGUGGGCGCGCAACCCUCUUCCCAUCACCGUUCCGCUUCAGUGUUCAAAAUCUAUGUAUAUUUCCAUCGACCGGCAACCACCUGCUGUGAGACGGUCCCGCAUGGCAUCAGGGGAACAGAAACACACCCCUUAGACACCAAAACCCAAAGGAACACAACAUAAACAAGCAAGCAAUCCCCGAAAAAGAAAUAGAACCCACACUAAUAUUUGGGUGACUGUUGCUAAGACGUUCACCGCAAACAAGAGCAACAGGAGAAGGCGAGAAAAGUCCCAGAGUUCCCCAGUGCUGUCGCUUCUCUAUACGUUCAGUUAAGGAGUGUGUGAGGCUCCCUAUGGUACGUGGAGUGUGCUGUGGAAAGAGAGGUCUGACUGUACGUGCGUGGGAAAAAAAAGUACAGAACCUAUGAGGAAAAGAAGAUGAGGAAAACAAGAUGAAGAAAGAGAACAUACGAAUGACGACAGUGAAAGUAACUUGAACAAAAACAAUUUAUUGGAUCCUCACCAGAAACAAGUUAAGAAAUAAAAACCAAGAAAUAAAAGUAAAGAAACGAAAGAAACAAAACCACUGAAAAGGAAAUGAAAAAAAAAAAACGUUUACAGUGUCAUAAAAAACAGAACUGCAUGAAUAAAUAAAUAAACUAUCAAAGAAAUGUGACUCGGUGGGAUUUUUCAACGCAUUCUGGAUCUUCGGUCGAUCGCCAAACGGGCCCAAAGGAGUCUCCCCAGCACACCCUUCCAGCUUAGAGCAACACCCUUCACUGCUCUCAACAUUCCACUUUCCUUACCAUUAGUUUGUCUCGCUUUUAAUUUAGUCUCUCUCUCUUUCUCUGUUUUUCUUCCUCCUUUUCCAGUUACUUUUCGUUUUACCAUGUCUUUUCCUCUUUCACCUUAAAUUCUUAUUCAGUACAUCUUUUUCCUUGUAACUAUAAUUAUCUUCUCGCUUAAAAUUUAUACUGUCUACGUUCCUUCAAAAAUUUCUAUAUCUUUUCUCACUAUUUAUUGCAAUUUCAGCAUUACUCCAUGCCUUAAUUAUUCAUGUUGUCCAUCUAAUAAUUAGCCACAAAAACAGGCUACAAAAAUAUACCUCUACUAGCAUUUCACUGUACCUAAACACGCUGAGUUCUAUUUCCAGUCCCAACAGUUCUCUAGUUUCCUUGUCCUUUAAUUAUCUCCUCUCACUAAUUUCCAGGCGAGUAAUCGUGGGGGAAAUGCUCCUCUUUUCUUCUGGAUCCGCCUCAGUUUCAGUUCAUUUACCUUCGCCUUGACAAUAUCUCAGCCAGACACUCCCACACACACCUGAACGCACCUUGAACUCCAGUGUUUAUCACCUAACACGCCUAACACGGAACAUGAAGUAAAAUUAGACAGGAAAUUAUAAUCAUCAACUCAAGACCACAGCAGCCCACCACAACGCUAAAAUUGUCCUUUAAGAGUAGUGUUGAAUAAGACGCAUACACACAACAAGAGCGAGAGAGAGAGAGAGAGAGAGAGAGAGAGAGAGAGAGAGAGAGAGAGAGAGAGAGAGAGAGAGAGAGAGAGAGAGAGAGAGAGAGAGAGAGAGAGAGAGAGAGAGAGAGAGAGAGAGAGAGAGACAAAACAUUUCCCAUUUCUUCGCCCGGUACAUCACUUAGGCUCGUACUGUCAUCCGCUCCUCCCUCACCCUGAUCCUCUCUUCCCGCUGCCUCAUCACGUCGCUGGUACAUCUCUCUUUCCAUCCAUCUCCGCCUCGCCGCGCUUGGUUUACUUCAUCACCCACUAUAUCAUUACUACCUCCCUUUAUAGUCUUUAGUUCCCUGAAGGUACUGUAUUAUUAGGCAGCUUCAUCCAUCAUGUAUAUCUGCUUAGAAUUACACUCACACGUAGAUUCUCUCGCGAAUUCCUCUUUAGACUUAUCUAAUUAUCUUUCACUCACUAUAAUUUUCAACCUAUUUAUUUCUGGUUCUUUGGCUUCAGACUAAUAUUUUUUUCCCUGGCAAUAUAAUUUUCCUAGUUAUCUUCGUAGUGUAAAUUAUUAUUACUCCUUCUAUCUCCUCUUCCUGCCUUCCAACCCUUCCUUCCCCACCCCUCCCAAGCCAGCCCCACCCCGUCCCAGCCUGAGCCCCGCAAUGAGAGCUCUGAUUAGGAGCAACACCAAGAUGGAACACUUGAAGGGCGAUGCGGACCAGCUGACGACGGAGGCGCAGCUGUCAGCUCUUCAGGAACAGCUGGUGGCCGUCAUGCUGGAAAACCAACACCUGGCGGAGGAGGCCAAGGCGCUGAGGGAAGCAAGUGCCACCGAGCAACUUCGGCAGGAACUGGAGAGGGAGAGAGAGAAGAGCAGGAUACUGAUGGAGAGACUGCAGGAGAAGGAAGCUAAGGACAGGGAGAGGAGUGAGAGGGAGGCGAGAGACAGGGAGAGGCACACAAGGGAGAAAAGUUUGCCUCCAGGAGACAAGUCACCAAGCCUGCCGCAGCGGAUAAGAAAGAGAAUUAACCAGAUGCACAAGACCCAGUCCUUCGAGGUGGAGGAAAGCUGCCCCGGUCCCCCCUCGACCCCGCUGGCUGACAGACUCCGCCCCCAGGGGGAUGAGAAGCUCAGUCAGAGGUCGUCCUCGUCCCUCGAACAUUCAACCAAUCAGAAUGUAAAGUACGGAGGAGAAGCAGCCAAUCCCAAGUCGAGUUCUCCAUUUGAUGUUGUUGAAAGCUCCUCACGCGGAAGGUUUGCGUGGAAGCGCCGCGGCCUUGAGAAAAGCAAGUCCCUCGAUCAGUCUGAGUUUCUGGCGUCGCUAAACAGCGCGAAUGCAGCAGGAGGCGGGGCGACGUCCGGCUCGGGCUCUGAAACUCCCACCAUCACCACCGCCAUCACCACCACUGCCGGCGCCGCCGCCGUCUCCUCUCCCUCCAGCCUGUGGCCAGACACCUUUAGGGACAAAGAAAGUGACUCUGAUGACGGUGAAAGAGGCCUCAUGCGGGACAUCAGCGGUGAGCUGGACCAGGGCUUGCCACAAAAGAUACCACCGAUCUCCGCGGAGCAGAUAGCCCCAGCCGUGGUGAGCCCCAAGGAUCCUUGGUGGAGGAGAAUGGAGGUGCAGGUGGUGACGGCGAUCGGAGAGCUCCUCAGGGAUUUCUCCGAAGUAGCAGAGGAGGAACAACCUGACGGGGAUCCAGAGGGUGACCCGCUGACCGUCAAAAAGUUGAAGGAGAACAUCUUAAGGUUUGGGUGCGUGAUGCGGCCCUUGACGGAACUGUCGGCGGUGGUCACAUCUCUCCUCCGGUGGGAGUCGCCCUCAGCAACACUUCUCGCCCUCCUCAUCUACCUCUACAGCGUCCUCUUUGGCUGGCUUCUGACCCUCGUGCUCCUUCUGGGCAUUCUCAAACUCUCUUUCAACUACCUGAAGAAAAGGGGAUGGACCCAAAUCUUUCUGCGCCGGCUGAGGCGGCGGGAGGGCGGCGAGGCGGUGGACAUGGCGGCAGGAGAAGCGGGGCUGGGAGACAAGUUUGCUUUGGUACUGCAGGUGGCCCGUCGCGUCCAGAACCAACUGGGAGCGGUGUCCAAUGCAGCUGAAAAAGUUAAAAACCUUUGCCUGUGGGAACACGAGGCCACGCAGCGCCUCUACCUGUUCUUGUGCUUGCUGCUGAUCGCCUCCGUGCUGCUCCCCGCCGCCCAGCUCUUCACCAUCACCGGCAUCUACAUGGGACUCAAGUUCUUCGUCAUGGACUUCGUUUUCUUCCGCUACCCGAGGAUCCGCCUCAAGUAUGACACCACCUCGAGGCUCUGGGACACACUGCCCACCGACGCCGACCUAGAGCGGCGCGGGGAAAAGAACCGCAGUGACAAUGGCAACUCCUCGCCUGACCUCUCGUCCUUCCUGGAGCUGUUCAACCUUCCCCCAACGGAGACCCCGCUACCAGGCUGGCAAAGUGGUCGACGCUGCACCUUAGUCAACCGAGACCGCUCCCUUACCUCCGCCUUUAAGAAUGGUCGACUCUACCUCACCAACAGCUUCCUGUGUUUUGAGAGGAGUAAGAGUCACUCCGUCAAGAAUCUGAAGUUCCCGCUGAAGGAGGUGAAAGUGGAGAAGGCCAACAGCUACCCGUGGAUCCCUGGAGGCGGUAUGGCCAUCGAGGUGUCUGUGGAUGGGAAGAGCUACUUCUUUGCCGCCAUCCUCAACCGAGACGAAGUGUUUGACGACGUCCUGGAAGGGUGCAGGCGGGCGGGCUCCACCUGGUGUGACGCUCCCAAUCCUUCGGAGCGGCCCAAGGAUACCAAGGAACCCAAGGAAAUAAAGGACCAAAAGGACGCCAAAGAAGCCAAGGAUAAAUAAAGUGCCAAAUCUAGAUGUAGAAGUAAACGUUCGUAGACACUUAAAAUCUAGGCAGUCAUGUAUUUAUACCAAACAGUCACGCACGCAUACAAACACACACACACACACACACACACACACACACACACACACACACACACACACACACAUCACAUAGUUUUUUUUUUCAGUGUCCCAAAGAAUGUCAUUAAAAGUGGCAUUAACAUACAUACAAAACAAACAAUACAUCAUUUUUAUAUAUGUUAAGAGGAAGCAAUUACACUGCAAAAAAACUACGAAUACCAUGAUUUUCAAACAAUAAAAGAAUAGAGUAAAUAGAUCAAGAAAAAUAUUACGAUCAACACAACUUAGCAACACUCUCAAAACAACAAUACAAGACACAUAGAAUCUACCUAUUCAUCUUCGUCCCCUUAAAGGAAAAGAAAAGAUAAAAAAAAGUCCUACAUGUUGCCUUGUUCCGUACCACAGACUCCCCAGUACAUGCAAACACAUACAUGAGUUAAUGAGACACACCUACUCCCUCGGUACACGGAACUGCUGCAGGCGACCUUGGGGGAUGUUCUCAUUGCCUCAGUUACCGGACAGCACUGAGGGCCUGGACGAGACUAUCACGGGCUUCUCAGUUCACUACCGGGUACACUCAACCUUCAGUGGGAUAGUUUAUCACCCUCACCACUCAGAGCAGUCGAUGGUGGUCUUGGGGCUUUACUUUAGUCCUCUGUUGCCUCGCGAUGAAGGGGCACGACGAGGAGAGGCAGGGAGACGUGGAGAAACAGAAUGUAACUGCCUGGUAAUCAAAUAUUGAAAUUUCAGGGAGGGGAUGGAAUAGACAGAAUCCAGCAGAGUGUCAUCGUAAUCAUCAAAAUUUGUGUAUUGAAUGUGUGACGAGCAAAGCGAAUGUGACGGUUUGCAAGGCGCAGUGCCUGAUGAUGUUACCUGGCAGUUGUUUGAUCAAAGCGUGUGUGUGUGUGUGUGUGUGUGUGUGUGUGUGUGUGUGUGUGUGUGUGUGUGUGUGUGUGUGUGUGUGUGUGUGUGUGUGUGUGUGUGUGUGUGUGUGUGUGUGUGUGUGUGUGUGUGUACGCGCGUCGGUGCAUAAAUUAUUGGGAUAAGCACAAAAAAGCCAACAAACAGCAGUGUUUCUGGUGACGACAGUGCUGAGGAAAUUCCUGCCUGUGUGCUAGAGGCGGAAGUCUGCCGUGGGUGUGAGAGGUGCUGGUAUUAUUAAUAAUGUACAUCUAAAAAACUAUAUAUAUAUACCUAAAGAAAAAUACAGGUAGUUUUGGUCUAAAACUAUCCAUAUAUUUUAGCUGAGCAUGUAUAUAGACCACAAGAAGUACAGCAUAUAUCUAUUUCAUAAGAAAUUAUGUAUAGCCUUUAAAAAUAAACUAUUUAUCAGCAAGCUAGA
This is a messenger RNA of Portunus trituberculatus (swimming crab), 5755 nucleotides long. Its product is annotated as GRAM domain-containing protein 4-like. Gene Ontology annotation, biological process: negative regulation of toll-like receptor 9 signaling pathway; apoptotic process. The transcript is spliced from 14 exons. The record is from RefSeq and is a predicted model, not a curated record. The coding region runs from base 2152 to 4350 and encodes 732 amino acids. Lineage: Eukaryota; Metazoa; Arthropoda; Malacostraca; Decapoda; Portunidae.